ACUUGCGUUUCGUUUUCAAGUGCUCUUGAAAAAGAGUUACAAGCGGCACUCGAAGCGGAUAGGAAAUACCAGAGAGAAAAUGAUGCUAAGUUUCGUGCACUGCAUCAAAACGUAGCAAGCUACGAGGAGUUCAGAGACAUAGUACUUGCUUCUCACCUAAAGCCCCUCGAUAAAAAGGACAUCUCUGGUGCACCUCGAAAACAGCCGUGGAAUACAAUUGCUGCUGGAUCAAAGCAUAAAAGCACCUCACUUGAGGUAAUCCAGGCUCAGUUUUCUGAGAUACAACCAAGAAGUACAUCAGAAUUCAGCCGUGAGUGGCGCAGAUUUGGAGGAAGCUCACAUGAAAAGUAUAACCUCCUUGUCAGUCUGGGAGGCAAGGCAUUGCAGGAAAUCUUUAGCACUGAGGUUUGCUUUGGUCUUCUAGGCGAUUUCCUUCUCAUUCUGUCACAGGAUGUUAAGUCAGGGGAUGAGGUUAAAGUUACUGGAGUUUUGGACGGGCUCUCGAAGACUGGCCGUUUUAGCCUCAACCUGUCUCUGCUAAGUCAGGCUGAGCAGAAAGCCUGCAAGGAGCUUUUCAAUAGACUUUGUGCUGCUGUUGGAGAAUGUCAGUCUUAUAAAGAUUAUUCCUCAGACCAGAGUCAACCAUCAGGGGUUUGUGAGGGCAGUCAUGUGAAAGCUGAUGAAACGGACUUAGCAGUACAACUUAAGGGGUUAAUGGAGAAAUAUGGCAUCCAAAAUGAAUUCAUGUAA
Messenger RNA from Triplophysa dalaica, 750 nucleotides. RefSeq names its product coiled-coil domain containing 103 (gene dnaaf19). The transcript has 4 exons. The annotation marks the transcript as partial. The record is from RefSeq and is a predicted model, not a curated record. Lineage: Eukaryota; Metazoa; Chordata; Actinopteri; Cypriniformes; Nemacheilidae. Gene Ontology annotation, biological process: inner dynein arm assembly; determination of left/right symmetry; epithelial cilium movement involved in extracellular fluid movement. Gene Ontology annotation, cellular component: outer dynein arm.